This is a messenger RNA of Aphis gossypii (cotton aphid), 1447 nucleotides long. RefSeq lists its product as uncharacterized. The annotation marks the transcript as partial. The record is from RefSeq and is a predicted model, not a curated record. Lineage: Eukaryota; Metazoa; Arthropoda; Insecta; Hemiptera; Aphididae. The transcript has 5 exons.
ACGAUAUUAUUUGGAAUUUGUCAGUUGAUAGUAAUCAUUGCAUUGACAGUUGCGUCGUCAGUUAUUUAAUAAUAUUAAAUUUAAAAUGUCGUGGUUUAUAAUUAAUUCUGAGCGUGAUGGUCAACUUUUAGUAGUGGAUAACUUUAUACACCGAUUGGAUAGAAUACGAGGUUCUAACCACUAUUAUAAAUGUAUCGACAAUUGUGGAGGUCGAGCAAUAUACAGAGACAAUUCAAAUAAUGUUAUAAUGUCAAAAAUGCAUGGACAUCCGUCACAUGGAAUCCAAUUGGCUGAACGUGGUUUUCGGAAUAAGCUUAAAGAUGAAGUGGUAAUGAAUCCCACAAAAACUAUACCACAGGCAUUUAAUGAAAUCCGAAGAUCAAUGAUGGCUUCAGGAAUAGAAGGCUCUACGGAAGCCGAAGUAAAUGAUGCUAUACCAAUUUAUACUAGUGUAAAAAGUUCGGCAUACAGAAAACGUAUGAAAUUAAUGCCAACGUUACCCAAAAAGCUAUCUGAAUUAAAUAUUGAAGGUGAUUGGCGAUCAACGAAUGAUGGAAAAGAUUUCCUUUUAGGAUGCGAUGACACUGAUAAUAAAAUCGUUAUUUUUGGUACCGAAGGAUUUUUACGUCGUCUUUGUUCUGGUAAUAUAGUUUUUAUGGAUGGCACUUUUAAAUCGGCACCGAAAUUAUUUACACAAAUUUAUACCUUACACUGCUUUGUUGUAGGAAUGAUGAUACCUCUAGCUUACGCAUUAUUGCCCAAUAAAAGUACAUCAACAUAUUCAAGGAUGUUUGAAAUGAUAAAAGAAGCGGCAAUAAAAAUUGGAUUAGAGUUUAAUCCUGCUUGUUUCCAAAUAGAUUUUGAAAUUGGAAUGAUCGUCUCCAUUCGACAGUGCUUUGGUUUUGAUAAACCCAUAAAAGGGUGCUUAUUUCACUUUGGGCAAUCUAUUUGGCGUAAAGUUCAAAGUUUGGGAUUAGCUUAUGAUUAUACACAUGACGAUAAUAUUAAAAAAGUUGUUCGUCGUCUUUGUUCAUUAGCCUUAGUUCCGAUUGAACUAAUUGAUAAUUGUUGGACAGAAAUUCAUAGUGAAGCACCACAGUCAGAAAGUAAAUAUAAUUUUUCACUUAUGGCAUUAAUGAAGUCGAAUCGAGAACAAUGUGUUUUCACUGAAGAUGGUUUUAUAUAUUUAUUUGACAAACUAAGUGCUGACUCGCUUAAACGAUUUUGGCGGUGUAAAUACAAACGUGAGUGUAAAGCACGAGUUCAUACUGGAAUCGACAGUUUAGACGUACUAAAACGCAUUAAUGAACAUACUCAUGAUUCUGAGGCUGCAAAAGUCGAGGCGACGGUUGCUAUCAAUCGUCUGAAAAAUAGAGCGGCUGAAACCAUGGAACCUACAUCAACCGUAAUAAAUGAAUGUAUUUCUGGAUUAUCGGAAGCGGCUAAG